Messenger RNA from Bipolaris maydis ATCC 48331, 489 nucleotides. RefSeq lists its product as uncharacterized. NCBI's taxonomy places the organism in Eukaryota, Fungi, Ascomycota, Dothideomycetes, Pleosporales, Pleosporaceae. The record is from RefSeq and is a predicted model, not a curated record.
AUGUAUACCAUCGCCAUCACUCUAACCGCCCUCUUAUCCAUACUCAACACAACCUCGGCGUCUUCAGUAUCGCGCCUCACUCGUCGCGGCCUCCCAGGAGCAUAUUACACAUGCACAGAUCCCAAUUUCUCGGGAGAGUGUAGCUGGACUCAGCCUAACACCGAUUGUCACAUCCAGGGUAGUCCCGAAGGCAUCGAAUCGCUUGGGCCGGACGAAGGCACUCUUUGCACCCUAUGGCCAGGGUUUGACUGCACUGGGAAUCCCAUCAAGUCUAUGCGAUUUCCCGGCAUCGCAAUGGGGUUACCAAAGUUUGGGAGUUUCAACUGUUCGGUCAUGGCCAGCAACCAGCGGAAGCAGGUGGAAGCUGUGGCCAUAGUUGGGGGAGUGGCUUUGGAAAAUGGAGAAAUUAGGGAAUAUGGGUUAAAGACUGUAGAUGGAAAGGGCAGAGAACAGGGGAUGAUUGGAUUGAAAAAGGGUGUUUAUUAUUGA